Molecule: messenger RNA, 1149 nt
Organism: Pisolithus orientalis
Lineage: Eukaryota; Fungi; Basidiomycota; Agaricomycetes; Boletales; Pisolithaceae
Exons: 3
Coding region: 1-1149 (382 amino acids)
Source: RefSeq, a predicted model, not a curated record
AUGUAUUCUGGAGAUGCAAAGAAGAGGUCAUAUGGGGUGCGAGAAAAGUACAGGAUGAGUGGGGCUGCAGUGGAGCAGGCCAUACUGGUGGUGCCACAAAGGAUGGAAGAGCUUUUAGCCUCCAAUCCCAUUCUCUGGAUCCUGACCAAAGUCUGGUUGGAAUUUAUGGCUAGACACAUCAGGGCCCUCCAGUUGGCUCAGAUCUCUCUCAAGGAACUGGAACCACCCAACCUUGGGAUUCUGACUGGCAUCAUCUGCCACAUGAUUCAGUGCAUGUCCACCACUGCAAUAAUCCUUGACUUCCAUGUGAGAGAGUCCAUGGCCCUUCUGCAGGUCUCCAGGGUGUGUGAGUGGUUCGGAAUGUUCUUCCUUUUGGACCUGGACUUGCAUCAUGCCCCCCAUCUUCCAGAAGUUCAGGAUCAUAAUGACCUGGAGGUGCUCAAGCUGAUGGAGGGAAAGUUGAAGAGGGGUGACAGACAACCUGCCUGGCCAAGGAUUCCCCCUCUGGACACAGUGGAACAAUUUCCCAUUGGCAGCAGACCAACAUGGGCCAAAUUGACAAGGACCAUCCAACUGCAGCCUUGGUUGAUCAUGCAGGACUGGAAGUGGUUGGCCCAACUGUCCAGUCUGGGGCCAGUGGUAGGGAAACUUUUUGUUCUGUUUUCCUGUCAGCUUUGGAUCCAGUUGGAUGCAACUUGGCUGACACGCUCAGAGGGAAAACCAGAGCCAACAUCUUUGGAAGAUGCCAUUCAGAGUUGGACUCUGAACCAGACCUUCAGGACAAUAUGUGCCUGCAAAUUCAAGGCCUGCAAUGCAGAAAUAGCAGGGAGUGGAGGGGCUGGACCCACAGCAGGACAACCUUCAUGGAGGUCACCAUGGAAUGUCUUCUGGACAAAGCCUGGCUAUAUUUGGGAGUAUCACCAGGUGAUGAAGAACAGGACACCCCUGGAGGAGUUUGAGGUCCUGGACCACCUUUGCAGGAUAUUUUCUGUCCUUCAGACAUUACCUGAUGUGACCAAAGGGAGUGAAAAGAGUCCUGGGAAGACAUGGUGGGUGGAGGGUGAGAAGGUGGUUCUGGUGACAAAUCCCAAGUUCUACAAGAUCGUGGGGAUCUCCACCAAGAAGGAACAGCAACAGGCCAGGAGAUGA